AUACGAACGUUAGAAAUCUGUCUCUCUCUCUCUCUCUCUUCGCGUUUCCUUUCCACAAAACCGCCUCUUUGCAGCGUCGAUUCGAUGGUGAUCUUCGGCAACGAAAAGGCCGAUGGCAUCCCGGGAGAGCUAGAUCUUCCGGCGGCGGGGCAUCGCGCCGCAUCACCCACUCCGGAGCCGCAGCCGUCGGGCUUCCACCGGUUUAAACUGCACAAUUUCACCUUCCCCACCGGCAGCUGGGGCACCCACCGCAUCCUGCGCUGCUGUAAUCUUUCUUCCGACCGCACUGUCGAUGUCAUCGGACGGGUGCCCGACGCGGCCGAUCGGAACGUCCGGGCUGACAGGAAGCGGCCGCCAUCGCCGCCGGAGAAAUCCUCGGUCAAGCAGAAGCGGUCGUCUGGGUCCAGAAACUCGAAGGAAGCGGAGGCCGAGAGGUCCCUUUCCUCCGCGACGGCUGCGGAGGAGGUUGCGGGGACCUCCAUGCCAUGGAGUCUGAGGACCCGCAGUGCGGCGUGCAAAUCUCCGCCUCUGUAUCGGUACUCUAAUUCGGUCUCAUGGUCUCCUUCGCCUUUGGCGGCUGAGAAGAGCUACCCGGCGACGGACAUGAGGAAGGGGAGAUCAUAUGGAUCGGAGAAGGGGGAACGUCGAAAAUUCUGCGUCUCGCUAUCCCGCAAGGAGAUCGAAGAAGACUUUUGGAGGAUGAAGGGGACGAAGCCCCCUCGGAGGCCGAAGAAGAGGGCCAGAAUCGUGCAGCGACUGCUCAAUUCGCUUUUUCCUGGUUCACGGUUAUCGGAAGUAACUAGUGUAACAUACAAGGUCGAUGAUUAAGAUUUUAGAGAGUUUUAUGGUCAAUGGUUCUCUUUCUUGGAGAAGCGAUUACGACAGUCAGAGGUCAAUUACUUCUCAUGGUUAGUUUGGUUGCUUAGAAUUCCCCCUAUUUUUUUUUUGUCUGUAAAUCCAAGUUUAAAUAUAAGCAACAACAUUUUUUUGUUUAAUCUCGUAGUUGAAUGCUAUUGACUGUUAGAUUUGCUGGAGUUAGAGACUAGUAUUUUUGGAUUCUUACAACAUGUGUCUUAGGGUUCAAGAAAUACUACUAAUAUGGAAAGACUUUUUGGUGAAGAAUAGCAAUUUUAAAGAUUAGAGCUUGAUUAUUCUAUAACAUAAAGAUAUAAACAAUAUGAAAAUCUCUACUUGUACUUCAAUUUUACUCUCGGUUCAGAUUUGGACUGUUUGAUUUUGAUUAUAAAUUUCAUUUGAGAUAAAGAUCCGUAAUGGAUAAACAGUUUUGUCAAUCUAACAUGAAAAGUUAGGAGGAUCUAUAAGAAAUUGUUGGAUUAAACAGUUUUAAAUAUUCUUAUUUUUUAUUUAUGUUGCCUCAAUUUUCUUAGUAUAGAAGUGGGAGUGAUAUGAGUUGAGCCUUGGUAUUAUUGAAGUGUAGGAUUGACGAAUUCAUCACGCUAUAUGUGGCUUUAGUUAGUGUGCAGUUCCUGAAUCCAAAAUAGUAUCUGCAGCAUCUGUUGCUGUCACUGCUAUUUGGCCUUUGGACCUCUUCCAAACAUUUGGCCUUUAGUUAGUGUGCAGUUUAUGACCUCUUCCAAAUCAUUUCAGCGUCCAGUUUUGAUAUUUGACUAUCGAGCUUUUCUUUCUGUCACGCCUGUCUUGAUAUUGAUUUGGACAACGAGGUAAAGAUAUAUAUUGAUGGAUUUAAUUGAUCCAGUGACUUGCGCAUUCCAAAAGGUUAUUUGCAUCAAAUUAUUUAUUCAUGACUGAGGACGUGUUCUCCU
Molecule: messenger RNA, 1784 nt
Organism: Musa acuminata AAA Group (dessert banana)
Lineage: Eukaryota; Viridiplantae; Streptophyta; Magnoliopsida; Zingiberales; Musaceae
Exons: 3
Coding region: 85-828 (247 amino acids)
Source: RefSeq, a predicted model, not a curated record